Bombus pyrosoma is the source of this 2428-nucleotide messenger RNA. RefSeq lists its product as uncharacterized. The transcript is spliced from 8 exons. Gene Ontology annotation, molecular function: olfactory receptor activity; odorant binding. The record is from RefSeq and is a predicted model, not a curated record. NCBI's taxonomy places the organism in Eukaryota, Metazoa, Arthropoda, Insecta, Hymenoptera, Apidae. Gene Ontology annotation, cellular component: plasma membrane. Gene Ontology annotation, biological process: sensory perception of smell; detection of chemical stimulus involved in sensory perception of smell. The coding region runs from base 52 to 996 and encodes 314 amino acids.
AACAGACUGUUGCCUAUCAUAGUAUGCUCGUACGUGGUACUUAGAUACAACAUGUUCUGGUAUCAAAUCAACGUAGUUACGGAAUUAAUGGAACAUAUGAAAUACGACUGGAAGAUGAACCAAGGCGAGCCUCUUAAGAUUCUAAAGAAAUACGCUGUAUUAGGAAAACGUUAUUCAGUGGUAUUAAUAGCAUUAAUAUACCUAGGAGCGUUUAUCCCAAUAACAUGCCACAUGUUUAGCUAUAUUCUGUGUAUAAUUGUAUCCACGAACAUAACUUGCCAGCAUAAAUUUCCAAUGACGAUGGAAUACUUCGUCGAUAAGAAGAAAUAUUCCUUUUUCAUUACGUCGCAUCAGUAUUUCUUGUUAAUCGUGAAUGCUACUAUACUAGCUGGAAUAGAGACUUUAAUGGUAACGUGGUUCCAACACGCUUGCAGUUUAUUUGCGGUCGUAAGUUAUCAUAUUAAGAAAGCAGUUUUUGAAGACUGUGUUCAAUCACACGUGUCACGAAGAUAUUUGAACAGAAAUAGCAAAAGAAACAUAGAGAACGUGAUAAAUGCACACAGAAGAGCAAUGGAGUACGCAUACAAUUUACGAGACAGAUACAUGUUUUCUUAUGGUACUUUCCUUCUAUUCGUUACCAUAUGUCUGAGCAUUAAUUUCUUUCUCUUAGCUCAAUCAACAUUUCUAUACAGAAACAUCGAAGAAUCGUUUAUCCAUCUAGUUUUUCUCAGCUGCAUGCUAACAUGCAUGGUCUUCUUCAAUUAUAUGAUACAGCUUACUUCAGAUGCCGCUGAUAACAUUGUUACAAUCAUAUACGACACCAACUGGUACGAAGCAUCCGUACCUUUACAGAAACUGUUAUUGAUAAUCAUGAUAAGGAGCAUCGACAGUUUCACUUGCAGUUUCUUCGGUUUCUACAAUGCCUCGAUGGGAGGAGUUUCAAUGAUCUUGAAAAAGUCAGUUUCAUAUUUCACGGUGAUGAUGUCCAUGAAGUGACAGUUCUUUCUCGUCCAUAGAUGUAAUACCUAACUGAUAGAAAUUAGUAGCAUUGAUUUAGACGCGUAAAAAAUGUAUACGGAAACGCAAAUAUUAAACAUCAAACGUCACAGUAUCGUCAAAUAAUAAUGAAAUCACAUUUAACAGAAUUCUUUGAUAUAAACUUUUUAUAAAAUUCUUUAUUCUUUCGGGAUGAAGUACACGAAGUGAAUGAAACCCGACGCACUGCCUUGAUUCAACCCUAAGUUCACAGACAAACACCAACACAUACUAAGUAUCUUAUUAAUAACAAAAGACUUACGAAGAAACGAAAAAAGAAUUAUGAAAAAGAGUGUCUCACUGUUUUCUUGAAAUUGAAUUGUUUUCGUAAAACUUAACCCUUUCGCUUCGGCAGUCCAGUCCGCCGAAGUACUGUCACUGGACGGAAACGCGCGCCAGAAAUACGCACAGUGUGCGUGGUUGCUGUAUAUACGUUUUUCUAAGUCUUAAAUAACAAUAAUUCUUGUAAGAACCGUAUAUGAAAUAUCGUUUCACUAUCAAUGGAUUUAAUAGAUUUUUUUAGUAUGGAACAGUAUACGAUCGUUUGGAUGUUUGAAAUAUAUAUUGCGUGAAAUGUUUUAAUGUUGUUUCAACAAUGAGUAACUUUAAGAAGUGAUUAAUCCAAUAUGUCAAUAAAAUCAACAGAAAAUGUUCUGCCAAUAACGAAAAUAUAUAUUAUUGACUACAGAUAGCACUUGGAUAUGCAUCAUUUGGAUGCCGGACUCGGGAGUCGUCGCGUGGUCGCUGCCUAUAUGCGGCGCUCGAAGCGAAGCUCAAAGGAUUAAAUACGUUCUGUAGACUAUGUUUCACUCCUUGCAAGGAGCGUGGUAUGAGAAUGUCUUAAUUGACCCGUUAUUAAGCUAUAGCCAUUGGCUGUUACUUGGCUGUUACACUCCGGAACGUCGAGAAUUUUAUCUUUUUAUUUUCAUAGCGGGUGGAGAUACUGAAGAAAUAGAAAAAUCGCGAGAAUAUUUUAUUAGAAAAAAGGAACGAACAGAUGAUAGAAUGUUUUGUAUGCCGGAAAUCGUAAAAGUAUUUGAGCUUUUCCAAGGGAUGGACUACGCAGAUAGUCAUCACUAUAUAAUAUCCAUCGAAUUACUAUGCUCACCUUGGGUAUUUCACCGCUUCAUCGUACGAUAUACAUGGAAUUGUGAAACGCUUUCGUCAUUUUAAUUUUAUUGACUGGCACAAUCGUCCAGGUGUUUCAUUUAAUCGUUACAAUUGUUCUGAUUGUUUGGCCGCAACCUAUUCAGUAUACUAUACAUUGUUUCUUUGUGUUAAAUGAAAUGUAAUCGUAAAGAAAAAAAGAUAGAAUCGUUGUCUUUCAACUUCAUAUCAGAUUGUUAAAGGGAGAGUUCAGAUUCUAAAGAUCAAGAUUCUAUUUGAAUGUCAG